AUGGAGAGAGAUAUACUACCUUGGUUGCAACCUCCAACCGAAGAAGAUCGACACACAACUGGAAACAUCAACGACAAUGGUGAUGGUUUCAGAAUUGAUGAUGAAGAUCUUGCUUCUUUCAGGUCAAUGUUGGAAAUUGAGUGGUGCAUGAACAAUAUGCCAACUCAUAAUGAACAAGUUGUCCCAAAUUUUCAAAUCCAAACCCAGCAGCACGAAAACUUUGUUUCUCCUUCAGAUCUAAAUGGUUCUAUUACUAUGCAACCUUUGGGUUCCUCCUCUUUUUCGGCACCAUCCAACUUCAGUUUCUCUCAUCUACUCAAUACCGAAGGCAAUAUCAACAAUAUCAUCAACACCUCCACCACCAACAACAAUGAAGAAAACAACAACAAUCCAUUUGGAAGUGUCUUAAGUCUUGAACCCCAAAGUGACUUCCUAACUCCAUUUCACGGGAAUCAAGCAGACUUAUCGGCCCAAAUUGACCAUUUAUGCAUAUUCCCAAAAACUAGUGCACUUGGAUAUGUACCAACAGGUUUACAAGAAGAAAGCUCCUUUGGUGGUGGUUCAGGGUCUUCAAGUUCCAUGUUUUUGAGUAAUGACAAAGACUUCGGGCAUGCAGAGAUUCCUUCACCACUUCUCGCAUCGCCUAAUUUGUUGAACAAUAAGGAUAUGAGUUCUAACAUGAGCGAGGUAGAUAAGUUGGUACCAUUGUCGAUUCCACAAUUUACAUCGACAUGGUUGACGAAGUUUGAUCAGAAGACGGAGAAAGAGCUAAAUGGGGAGGUUUAUAAAGAAUUGAAUUGUGAAUCUAAGGAGGAUGUUGUUAUUGGUGGUAAUCAGGGUGGCAAUGAUGAUCAGGAUGAAAAUGGAAUUGGUGAGGUGGAUCCAAAAGGCAAGAAGAAGGAAAAUCCAUCAAAGAAUCUCUUGGCUGAGAGGAGGAGAAGGAAGAAGCUCGAUGAUAAGAUGUACACUCUUCGUUCAAUUGUGCCAAUUAUCAGCAAGAUGGAUAAAGCUUCGAUACUUGGAGAUGCUGUUGAAUACUUGAAUGAGUUACGACAAAAAGUUAGUGAUCUUCAAACUGAGCUUGGGUCAAUUUCUCUUGGACCAUCUCUCGCACCCACCACUUCAACCCUUCCUGUGCAAGUGAAUGAAGAAUUAUAUCAUAGCUAUGUGUCAAGCCCUAGAAACCAAUCAACAAAGGUAGAGACAUGGGAAAUGGAAGAUGGAACUGUCAACAUCCAUAUGUUUUGUGCCUACAAACCAGGUGUUUUGGUUUCAAUUAUGAAGGCAUUUGAUAUCCUUGGAUUGGACAUUCACCAGGCUACCAUAAGUUGUUUCAAUGGGUUUACCAUAGAUGUAUACAAAGCUGAGCAAUGCAUACAAGGUGAGAAAGUGAACACUGAACUAAUUAAGGCAGUGUUGGUGAAUGCAGUGGAUUACCAUAUGGCAUGA
Lathyrus sativus (Indian pea) is the source of this 1449-nucleotide messenger RNA. The record is from the annotation of a GenBank genome assembly. NCBI's taxonomy places the organism in Eukaryota, Viridiplantae, Streptophyta, Magnoliopsida, Fabales, Fabaceae.